AAAGCGUCUGCUAAAUGCAUAAAUUUAAUUGAAUAAAUAGUGCAAAAAUUUGACAUACCUAGACAAGUCAAUGUCUCCCAGUGUUUUGUUCUUCUCUUCAUUUUUGUAGUACUUAAGUUGGCAUAUGUUAUCUGUGUACUUUAGAAGAACAAAAAACCUCCUUUUCCAAGAUUUCUGCAACAAAAACAAAAAAAGUAACCUGUAUAGUAACCUGUCCUGUUUUACUAAAGGUAAAACACCUUUAAAAUACCUGGGACUUGAACUGAUUUUCCGGCGGAGAUUUGUAAAGGUAUCCAGAACACACUUGUUCCUCGGCUCCAUGUAUGUAAAAUGCAUAGUUAUUAUCUGCAGAGAUAAAGAGUCUGUUUAAAACAAAGCAACACGUUAGUUUUAUUAACACAGAUCAAAGAGCUUUAGAAGAACACACCUGCCAUUUUUUUUUCAGUUGGCGUGAGUAAUGGGAUGCUGUCAGUGUGAGCCUGAGAAAAGAAUAAGCUGUGAUUAAUUCAGCAUAUUCAGCAUAAUGAUUUCAAGUGCCAAAGGCUUUUUAAAUGGUACAGUAUAUACUGGGUGCAAAGCUGACCUAAAUGUAGCUUUGCUUGAAAUAUUUACUUAAAUGGUGUGUAUAUAAAAUAUACUAAAUGAUGACUUCAGAUGUAGUUUGCUAUCAUUGAUGCUGUCAUAUAUAUUGUCAAUCAGGCUGCAUAAUUUCAUUCAUUUUACCUUUCUGAUGCAGAAAUCAAAAUUAUACCAAAGAAGCAUGCUGUUUUAAUAAAAAAUAUUGUGAUUGUUAUAUUAUUAUUUGACUGAAAAAUAUAAUUUCUGUACCUGUUAUAGAUGUUCCCUGUCUGUAAGAACACAAAAUGUGGUUAAAAUGGAUGAGGAAGUUUAUACUUUAGGUGAAAACCCUUGAAAGUGAUGUCACAGGGAAGGCGGUGAUUUGAGACGUGUACUCAAACGAGAAAAACUUGUCAAGUUUAAACCCACUUUUCGCACUUACUGUUUAAAUAAAGUGAGACUAUAUUAUCUCUGUGAUAUAACAUACACUAUUGUCACAGAUUGCAUUUUGCCACAUACUUACAAACAGACAUUGAAGGUGAAGACAUUUCUGCCACCACUGAACUGAACUCAACCUGUCUUCCACUGAUUAUAAAAACAGAAAGCCCCGCCCUGAACUCACAUCAUUGGUUGAGCCAAAGUUGAUUCGUGAUGCUAGUCGGAUUCUCAAACAAACAGAGCAAUGUUUUUAUAGAGUUGUACCUUAUUUUCCUAUAAGAGUGGGCACAGACAUUUUUUAAUUAUUUGGCUCUGGGUUCCUGUGUUAUCUGUUUCCAGCUAUUGUUAGCUGUACAAAACAGCUUGUUUUACUGCCUGAUACUAGAAAAUGGAGUGUCUUAUAUUUACAUAUUAUUAAAAUAUAUUAUCUAAAUUAUUUCCGUUAUUAAUAAAUGAACCGGAAGUCUUGCACAUUCACAGAAAAUGGCUUACUUCUGGACUGAAAUAUUAGGGUGAUUAGAUUUUACACACUUUCCAAAUGACUCCAUAUAAAAGUCAUUUAACAUUAUUAAUGUUAAAUUAAUUUUAAUGGGAAAAAGUUGCAAUAAAAGCAACAGUUCUGUAGUUUGCAGUCAAAGUCUUGUAGAUGAAAUGAACAUGUUCUUCUGCCGGUUUGAUACUGUGGAUGAUAAGGAUGAGUGUGAUGACAUCUGUAAAAAUCUUCCCAUAGGUUCACCUAUAUUUAUCACAGAAUGCUGUUGCUAAAAGCCUCACUAAAUUAAAGCCGAAUAAGGCCACCGGCCCAGAUGGCCUAAAAGGCAGCUUACUUAAAGACUGUGCAGUGACUUUGGUUUUCAAAAAACACAAUGGACCAACAACAGCAGAUGACAUUGCACCCCAGAAAAAUCACAGACUGUGAAAACACUGGACUUCAAGCAGCUUGGGCUAUGAGCUUCUCCACCCUUUCUCCAGACUCUAGCACCUUGGUUUCCAAAUGAAAUACAAAACUUGCUCUCAUCUGAAAACAGGACUUUGGACCACUGGGCAACUGUUCAGUUCUUCUUCUCCUUAGCCCAGGUAAGACGCUUCUGACGUUAUCUGUGGCUUAACAAGAGGAAUAGCCAGUUGGAGCUCUUAAUGCCUUGACCCCAGCCUCAGUCCAUUCCUUGUGCCGUUCACUCAAAUUCUUGAAUCGAUUUUGCUUGACAAUCCUCAUAAGGCUGCGGUUCUCUCGGUUGGCUGCGCAUCUUUUUCUUCCACACUUUUUCCUUCCACUCAACUCUCUGCUAACAUGCUUGGAUACAGCACUCCGUGCACAGCCAACUUCUUUGGCAAUGAAUAUUUGUGGCUUACCAUCCUUGUGAAGGGUGUCAGUGAUUGUCUUCUGGACUGUCAGAUCAGCAGUCUUCCACAUGAUUGUGUAGCCUAGUGAAUAAAACCGAGAUACCAUUUUGAAGGCCCAGGAAAUCUUUGCAGGUGUUUUGAGUUGAUUUGCUGAUUGACAUGUCACCAUAUUCUAAUUUAUUGAGAUUUUGAUAAAUAUGAGCCCAAAUCAUCACAAUUAAAAGAACCAAAGACUUCAGUCUGUGUGCACUGAAUUUAUUUAAUACUCACAUUUCACAAUUUGAGUUGGAUUACUGAAAUGAACUUUUAUAGCAGAUGGAAAAAAAGCAAUACAACAUGAUGAUGAUGAAGAUGCGUGUUUGCCUUUGAAAACCUGUUUAUUGUAAAGUCAUUGUAAGGUCUCAGCUUAAUGACAGCAUGACAUGCAUGUUAUUAUCAAGAUGUCAGUCUAUAAUCAGUUUAACACAUCAAUGAACAAAAGUGUCAGUAUCAUUUUGCAUUAUUUAUGCAAGAAUGAAAACCAAACCUGCUACAUUCCCCCGAGUCGGUUUCAAAGAAACUAGGCGGUUACCUCCGCCGUACUUUCCAGUCCUGUUUAAAAUGCACUGUAUCAAUAAAUGGGACAUCACCAGCUUGUGUCAGUUCCUACGCACGCCUGCUCAUCAAAUGGCUUGAGGCUGAAUAACUCUUGCUCAGUGGCACUGUUACAGGAAGCUGCCCAUUAUAUGUGGGGAUGGUAGGGCUGUAGAAAGACAGGCGGCAGGUGGUUUGGCACAGGCCUCAAUCCAAGCAUUCCCACUCGCACGCCAUUCAUAGAAUUUGUAUUGGUCAUUACAAGAGAUAACAGGGUCAUGGCUAAAGCCUAUAAUUGGUGCUACCUGCUCCAUAAGUGUUUCUGAACUAUUUGGAAUUCGUCCCAGUUGUGGCACAUGCAGACAGGUGUGUAGAUGUAAACCCUGUCAAGUUUAUCCUCAACUGUUAAGCUGGUCACCUUGAUUUAAACAUACAAAUACUAGGUGUUGUGACCACAAAGCUUUUUAAAGUCUUCCAUGUGAGAGUGUGAUAUAAAUAGAGGCUUUCUUUGGCUACAAGUGCUGCUUCCUCUGUCUUUUUGUGCACAGUGUACUCAGACUACAGCAGGCCCAGUACAGCUCCUUUAGUCCUUCAGCCAGAUUUACGGACCCUAGUUGUACAACUCGAAUACUUCCCAGGGCACAGGAACAACAGAUGGACUGUCACCCCUCCUCCAACCUUGCCAUCUUAACUGUACAGUAUAAAGCUCAAAGUUUGGGCUUAGGCUAGUCAUUUACUAGUGGAGAAUAAGACUGGAAGAACAAGAGAAGAAAUCAAAGUAAGUGAAGAACUGGUACUAGAGAGUCAAUGAUGAAGGCUCAGAAAACUCAGGACACCGAAACCAGCUAUCAGGAGCACCUGAAGAGACACAGAGACAUUCUGGUUUUCCGAAUGAAGAAGCUGUCAUCAAAACAAUCUGACUUCACUAUCAAGGCUGCAGCUCAAAAAGAGAAGAUUAAGAAAAAAUAUGAUGACAUGAAGAGGGUUUUGGACGAGGAUCUGAGAAUUACACUGAGCCAGCUGGAUAUUGAGACGGAGGCCAUGGAGAGAACGGUUGAGGACAGUAUUGAGAAGUGCUACCACCUCACGCAAGAAAUCGAUCAGCAGCUCGGUGAACUGUAUGCACAGAUGGAGAAAGAUCAACGUCAGGUUCAAGAGAAGAUGUCAGAGAUGGAGGAAAGGAUAAUGGAGACUCUGAAGAAGACAGAUCCAGAGUUCAUACAGAUGGACGAAUUUAAGAAUGAACAGCUGCUCGGCUUAACCAUCAAUCUGCUGCUGUUCAUACGCUCUCAGGUUCCUGUCACCAAGAAACUCUUCCAAAGCUACGCACAAAAAGUUGUUCUGGAUCCUGACUCCGCUCACCCAAAGCUUGUUAUUUCCCCUGAGGGCGACUCAGUCACUUACACUGAUACCUGGCAGGCCGUUUCUGAAAACCCCUCUCGAUUUGACAACACCCUGAAUGUGAUUAGCAGGAAGGGCUUCACAGAUGUUCGCAACUACUGGGAGGUGCAGGUUACUGGUAAGACAUACUGGGAACUAGGGCUCACGUACUCCAACAUCCCUAGGAAGGGUGGAGAGGAGGACUGCUGGUUGGGGCGGGGCCCAAUGUCCUGGUGCAUUGAAUAUUUAAAUGGCGACUACACGGCCUGGCACAAUGGCGUUCCCCAAAAGCUUACCCAUGUAAGUGGGAUAACUUUUCAGCACAUUGGCAUAUUCUCCAGCUCAGAAGGAGGUUUGGUUUGCUUCUUGGGGGCUGACACCAUGACCCCCCUGUACAGUUUUUGUGCAGGAACCUUCACAGACUCACUCUACCAGGCUGUCUGUCCUGGUCACGACAACCAGGAGACCAACAGGAAACCACUGCUUAUAUGCGACGCUUCGAAAUCCACCCCAUUCUUGUAAUGGAAACCGACGAGGGUUGGGGUCUAAUUCAUUUAUUCAGUAAGGAUGCAUUAAGUUGAUUAAAGGUGACAGAAAAGAUAUUAAUAAUGUCACACAAGAUUGUUCUUGUGUAAACAAAGAAUGCUGUUUUCUUUUCUAGUCCUGAAUAAAUAUGCCAUGGUUUUCAUGAAA
Molecule: messenger RNA, 4986 nt
Organism: Carassius gibelio (silver crucian carp)
Lineage: Eukaryota; Metazoa; Chordata; Actinopteri; Cypriniformes; Cyprinidae
Product: probable E3 ubiquitin-protein ligase TRIML1
Exons: 6
Coding region: 3721-4815 (364 amino acids)
Molecular function (GO): protein binding
Source: RefSeq, a predicted model, not a curated record